GUCGAAUCGUCGAAUAUACAUAUGUGUCGUUAACAUAUCACAUUAAUUUAUAAACCGACUAAAAUACAUUUGUGAAAUCCAAAAUGGAAAAAGAAAAGCCACAAAAAAUGCCUAAAGUGGCAAAGGUCAAAAACAAAGCACCUGCUGAGAUACAAAUUACUGCGGAACAACUUUUGCGUGAAGCUAAAGAACGUGAUUUAGAAAUUUUGCCACCUCCUCCUAAGCAAAAGAUCUCAGAUCCACAUGAGUUAGCAGAUUACCAACAUCGUAAAAGAAAAACUUUUGAAGAUGCCAUUAGAAAGAACCGAAUGUCUAUUGCAAACUGGAUAAAAUAUGCUCGUUGGGAGGAAAGUCAAAAGCAAAUUGAAAGAGCUAGGUCAAUUUAUGAAAGAGCUUUGGAUGUAGAUCAUAGAAAUAUAGUAUUAUGGCUGAAAUAUACAGAAAUGGAAAUGAGGAAUCGACAAGUCAAUCACGCCAGAAAUUUAUGGGACAGAGCUGUUACCAUCCUACCUAGAGUCAAUCAGUUUUGGUACAAAUAUACUUACAUGGAAGAAAUGUUAGAAAAUAUAGCAGGGGCAAGACAAGUGUUUGAAAGAUGGAUGGAAUGGGAGCCGCAUGAGCAGGCAUGGCAAACAUACAUCAACUUUGAACUUAGAUAUAAGGAACUAGAUAGAGCUAGGAAAAUAUAUGAGCGCUUUGUAAUAGUUCAUCCCGAGGUUAUGCAUUGGAUAAAAUAUGCUAAAUUUGAAGAGAAUCAUGGCUUUAUUAACAGUUCACGCAACGUAUAUGAAAGAGCAGUGACAUUUUUUGGGGAUGAAGAAAUCAGCGAUAAAUUAAUUAUUGCAUUUGCAAAGUUUGAAGAGGGACAGCGUGAGCAUGAUAGAGCUAGAGUUAUUUAUAAAUAUGCUUUGGAUCAUAUUCCUAAAGAAAAAGCUAUUGAAAUAUAUAAAGCUUACACAGUGCACGAAAAAAAAUACGGUGAUAAAUCUGGUAUAGAGGAUGUAAUAGUUAGUAAAAGAAAAUAUCAAUAUGAGGAAGAAAUAAAUGAAAAUCCAUCCAAUUAUGAUGCAUGGUUUGAUUAUCUUAAAUUAGUAGAGUCUGAAGGGAAUGUCAAUGUAACAAGAGAAAUUUACGAAAGAGCUAUAGCCAAUGUACCUCCAACAAAAGAAAAAGAGUAUUGGAGAAGAUAUAUUUAUCUUUGGAUUUACUAUGCAUUAUUUGAAGAAUUGGAGGCAAGAGAUAUAGAAAAAUGUCGUCAAGUAUACAAAAUGUGUUUAGAAUUGAUACCUCAUAAAGUUUUCACUUUUUCCAAAAUAUGGUUGUAUUAUGCCCAAUUUGAAAUCAGACAGAAGAAUCUAUGUACUGCUAGAAAAACACUGGGUAUGGCAUUAGGGAUUUGUGCAAGAGAUAAACUGUAUCGCGGUUACAUAGAACUGGAACUACAACUUUGUGAAUUUGAUAGGUGUAGAAAAUUAUAUGAAAAGUUUCUUACAUUCGGUCCGGAAAACUGUACAACCUGGAUGAAAUUUGCAGAAUUGGAAGUUUAUUUAGGAGACAUAGACAGAGCUAGAGCAUUGUAUGAAUUAGCAGUAAAUCAACCAAGACUUGAUAUGCCAGAAGUAAUCUGGAAGGCUUAUAUUGACUUUGAAAUAUUACAAGAAGAACCUGAGAGAGCACGGCAAUUGUACGAACGUUUACUUGAAAGAACGUUACACGUUAAGGUCUGGAUAGCGUAUGCUAGAUUUGAAAUGAAUAACACUGUCGCAGAAGAGGGUCUUAAUAGUGUAGACUUGGCUAGAAGAAUAUACGAGAGAGGAAAUGAUUCACUGAAAUCGUGCGGAGAUACCGACAGUCGAGCUUUAUUGUUGGAAGCUUGGCGAACUUUUGAAAACGAAUAUGGAGACGAUGACAAUCGCGCUAAGAUUGCAGCUAAAAUACCGCGAAGGGUUAAACAAAGAAGGAGAGUCAUGGCAGAAGAUGGGACUGAUGAUGGAUGGGAAGAAGUGUUUGAGUAUAUAUUCCCAGAAGAUGAACAGAAGCGUCCAAACCUUAAGAUUUUGGCUGCUGCUCUAGCUUGGAAGAAAGAACAAGAGACUCAAAGUGGAGGAGAAUAACAAGAGUAGUAAUAGAUCAUAAUAGAUCUAGCUAAAAAAAUUAAUCCACGUUCAAGAUGGCUUGAAAAACAUCUUGAAAAUUUUAAAUGAUAUCUGCUUGAAUAAGAUUUGUAAAUUAGACUUGUACAUAUUUUUUGAUUAGAAAUUUAAGUGACAUAAAAAAAUAAUUUUAUUUAGUUUGAAACUUCAUUAAUUUUUUAAAGACACAAUUUGUUUAAUC
This is a messenger RNA of Phymastichus coffea, 2334 nucleotides long. It is a transcript of the gene crn, whose product is annotated as protein crooked neck. The record is from RefSeq and is a predicted model, not a curated record. The transcript has 10 exons. Lineage: Eukaryota; Metazoa; Arthropoda; Insecta; Hymenoptera; Eulophidae. Gene Ontology annotation, molecular function: protein binding. The coding region runs from base 84 to 2114 and encodes 676 amino acids. Gene Ontology annotation, biological process: mRNA splicing, via spliceosome; spliceosomal complex assembly. Gene Ontology annotation, cellular component: Prp19 complex; U2-type catalytic step 2 spliceosome; precatalytic spliceosome.